CAGCCUUAACUUCUGCAUGAGCACAGCUCCAAGGAUGAAGCAGCGGCUUCCAUAGAGACGCGGAGGACGCUGGUGUUGAGCGGAGCCUGCAGGAGGGAGUCCGGACAUGCCCUUUACUGAACGCGCCUACUACCCCCCGGCGGCUGGGGGAGCCGGAGCCGGCGCAGGGCCGUUUCCCGCCUUCCAGUUCCGCAGCCGCCAUGAGGGCCCGGACUGGCGUCGGCUGAGCGCCGUGGACGUGGAGCGGGUGUCGCGGGAGGGGGACGUGGCGGCUCUGCAGGAACACCUGGAGCACGUCACUUUCUGCAGCGCCGAGCGGGAGCGCUGCCCUCACUGCCAGGGCCCCGCCGACUCGCUGCUGCUCAAGCUGCUGCGCCUGGCCCAGCUCUCCACCGAAUACCUGCUGCACUCCCAGGAGUACCUCAGCGCCCAGCUCGGCAGCCUGGAGGAGGCUCUGCGAGCGGCCCAGGUCCAACGCGACCAGCUGGACAAGGAGUUGACCCAUCGCCUCCAGGAGAUCAAGACUCUUAAGGAGGAGUGCCGGCAGAGGAAGAAGAUGAUCAGCACCCAGCAGAUGAUGCUGGAGGCCAGAGCCAGCUACCACCAGUGUCAGUUUUGUGAAAAGGCUUUUAUGAGCUAUUCCUUUUUACAAAGUCACAUGCAAAGGCGUCAUCCGGAAGAAUCUCAGAUUGAACAAAAGAGGAAAGCAAAGACAGACAAACUGCAGGAUGAGAUUGAUAAACUGAAGGAGCAGUUACAGCUCACCAGGUCCCAGUUGGAGGCUGAACAACAAGCUUAUAUGGUCCAAUUUUCUAAGGAAUGUGAACAGCAAAAAUCAAAAGAGGAAGAAAUUAUACAAACCUUUCAUAAAUGGAAAGAGGAAGAGAAAGAGAAAUUAGCUGAUGAAAUAGAAAAAGUGAAAGACAUGUUUAUGAAAGAGCUUAAGGAGUUAUCCUCAAGAAAUUCAACACUAGAAAACCAACUGUUAGAAUUACAGAAGUCCAAUAUGCAACAAAAAUCCAAUUUAGGAACACUGACAGACAGCCAAGAAUUUACAGAAGAGAAACCUCAGAAUUCUCAGGAUUAUCGUAAUGUGGUUAAAGUUCUGGAAAAACAGGAAAGCAAGUGGACAUCUAGAAUGCAGGCCUUUGCUCAUGCACACGAGAAAGAGAAGUCUGAGCUGCAGUUGCAAAUCCAGAAGCUUAAAUCAUUCAGAGAAGACCAGAAUAAAAAAGCCAGCUUUUACAAGAAGAGAGCAGAAGAAUUUGGGCAGAAACUUCAAGAGCAGAGCGAUCUGAUUAUUACUCUGAGGAAGCAGUUAGAAUUGUCCACAAGAUCAGUUGCAAGCGUUAAACCACAUGAUGUGAGCACUACUGUAGAGCAUCUUGAAGAAUCUAAACCAAGCCCACCAGUGAUGCAUGAGCAGGCACCCUUGGUGCAUAUGCUGGAACCCAUAGAGGAGCUUUCGGAAGAGGAAAAAGAAAUGGAGAAUGGUGAUUAUAAAACAGGUAGAAGUGGCCACCGCUUAAUAAACGCUUUGAAGACUUGCCCUUCUUUAACUAGAGAAUUACGAGUUGUUUUGGAGCAAACCCUGGAGGAGAAGCUGAAACACUUGGGAAUUAAACCAGGUGUUCGUGGUAUCUCGAACGAUCAUUUGAAUCAAAUCCUGCGUGCUGUUGAAUCUGCCAGAGAGCGCAAACAGAGGCAGAACCCUCACAUUCACCGCAUUCGAGAGCACCUGGAACGCCAAGUCGGCUUUAGGGUUGAAGAGAAAUCAUCAUCUUGUAAUAGACCUGUUUCCUGGCCUCGGCUUCCUUCAGAAGAUAAGCAGAAGUUCAGUCAGUUAGGAAUUUCCUCAUCUGCCUUGCCACGGUCUUCAGCAGCUGUUCGCCCAGCUGAGCAAAGAGCAGCCAUCGCUGAGAAUACGUCUACACCGAAAUCCAAGAAGCUUCUUGGAAAUGAAGUUUCUAGAAAGACAUCUAGCACCACAACUCCACCAUUCAGUUCAGAGGAAGAACUAGAUGAAGAUGAUUCUAAACAGUCUUACACAUCACCAGAAUUAUCACAAAAGCAGCCAAAACCAUCAAGUACCAAAGUCAGUGCUGUUCAGAAGGCUUCUAACAAAAGCAGCGUGGAUGGGAUGGAGGAAAGCAAAACUAAGGAAAUUGGAACAACUGCCAGAACUUCAAAAGGAACAGUUAUUCAAAAACUGACUGAACAAGUUGGAAAGAGUCUUUCUAACCAUGGAAAUAGGGACAAACCAGCUGGAGGGAUUCCUGUUGCACAGGCAUUUAUCAAGAAAGAGGAGGUGAAAGAACUGAAGUUUGCAGAUGCUGAUGAAGAUGAUUGGGAUAUAUCAUCAAUAGAAGAAGACUUAGUGAUGAAAGAUUAUAGAGGCCAGAAGGCAGCGACAGCUCCAAAAAUCGAGUCAAAUGCUGCAUCUGUGGUACAUGCAUGGGGUCUUCCAAAGACAAGUGUACCAAAGGAGGAAGGCCCUCAUGAAGCUGAUAAUACAAGCACCUUGAAAAGCAGUUUAGUCACUGUAACAGAGUGGAGUGAUUCUUCAGAUGUGUAAUUGCAUUUUCAAAUUUAUGUUUUCUUGUAUUUUAUCAUAAACUUUAUAUAAAUUGUGAACAUUUUAAAGAAAAUAUUUCCAUGACUUCAAAUGUUACAUUUUUAACGUGGUUUGCA
Molecule: messenger RNA, 2691 nt
Organism: Dryobates pubescens (Downy woodpecker)
Lineage: Eukaryota; Metazoa; Chordata; Aves; Piciformes; Picidae
Gene: DZIP1
Product: DAZ interacting zinc finger protein 1
Exons: 20
Coding region: 107-2575 (822 amino acids)
Biological process (GO): cilium assembly
Cellular component (GO): ciliary basal body; cytoplasm
Source: RefSeq, a predicted model, not a curated record